Molecule: messenger RNA, 381 nt
Organism: Thermochaetoides thermophila DSM 1495
Lineage: Eukaryota; Fungi; Ascomycota; Sordariomycetes; Sordariales; Chaetomiaceae
Product: UPF0045 protein ECM15-like protein
Exons: 4
Coding region: 1-381 (126 amino acids)
Cellular component (GO): cytosol
Source: RefSeq, a predicted model, not a curated record
AUGCCGCAAGAUUACAAAAACAUCCCCACCCCGGAGAGGUGCUAUGUGGACUUUUGUCUUAUUCCGGUUGGAACAGGCAGCGCAUCCGUUUCGCGUGAGGUUGCGGAAGUGCAGAAGCUCCUGAAAGCUAGCGGCCUGCACCAUACGAUGCACUCUGCAGGCACAACAGUUGAAGGGAGCUGGGAUGAAGUCAUGAAAGUGAUUGGCCAGGCUCAUUCUCUUGUGCAUCGGCUUGGAGCAGUGAGAGUACAGACCUCCAUGAGGGCAGGCACAAGAACCGAUAAGGUGCAAACAGCCGAGCAGAAGGUGCAGAAAGUGAGAGAGCUGUUGGCGGAGGAUGCUCAUAUGCAAAGGAGAGCCAGCCUGGAGGAUUGCGAAUAA